Molecule: messenger RNA, 2238 nt
Organism: Monosiga brevicollis MX1
Lineage: Eukaryota; Choanoflagellata; Craspedida; Salpingoecidae
Exons: 17
Coding region: 1-2238 (745 amino acids)
Biological process (GO): negative regulation of extrinsic apoptotic signaling pathway in absence of ligand; anatomical structure development; positive regulation of DNA repair
Cellular component (GO): nucleus
Molecular function (GO): protein binding; protein tyrosine phosphatase activity
Source: RefSeq, a predicted model, not a curated record
AUGGCUGGGGCACCUGGCGCCAUGGUGGAUCUCCACGCCAUAUUUAACGACAUCACAAAGUCUCAGCACCGGAUCGAGGCAGCCUGCCGCGGUAUUCAGCAGGCCGAGGCGCAAUUUUCAGACAAUCUGCUCCACGAGCUCUUCCAAACCCUCGCCAAGGGUGACGAGGCACGAAAUAUUGCUUGCUGUUAUCUUCUCGACUAUGUCUUUGCCAAUGCCGACGGGCCAUUUUGUCAAGCCCUCCGCCAGAACAUGCCCAUUCUCUAUGGCCUGGCUCUUCCGGACAAACCGGCCUUCAAGUCGCACAACAAGCUGAAAAAGCUCUAUGACCGCUGGGUCAAGAAGAACUGGAUUCCAGAGGCUGAGGCUGCGCUGACUGAUAUGGCACCGGCUGUGGCUUACCGCCGAACGCAAAAGCUGCUGCACAGCACGCCCACGUCCAUCGCCCACGCCAGGGUUGUUGCAAACGAGGUGCCCGUCACAUCCCCGGAACAUCCAACCACUCUUCAAUUGCGCAACCUGUAUCGCAACCGCAACACCAUUCAGUCCCCCAAUCCCAACCCCAGCAACCCCAGCAAUCUCGGCAACCCCAGCAACAAGCGCAGCCACAACAAACGCACUGCAUUGCCAAAUUUCCUCUGGCGGCCGCUCACCCUGGCUGGCGACUGGCUCACACUCGAGCGCACGGUGAGCGAUGACUGGUACGAAGGCACCAACUUGCGCACAGGGGCUCGUGGCAUCUACCCAGUUGCCUAUGUGGAGCAAACACAGCUAGCUCCACCACCGCAAGCCCCACCAGCCCAUCACCCCCCUGCUGGGUUUGGCGCACCCUUCCCUCCGCCAGGUGUCUGGGCGGCCGGGGCUCCGGGCCAUGCUGGACCUCCUGCCAAUGCCAACUUCCCACCACCUCACAACGCCGGCACAAAUUACCCGCCUCCGACCAACGCCGGCUUUCAACCUUCCUUUUAUCCGCCUCACAAUCAGUUUGCAGCGCCCCCAUCUCAGUUUGCUCAACCCCCUUUCCCGGCACACCAACACCAAGCCCAGCAGCCUUUCCCUCCUCCUCAAGGCAUGCAUCCGCAGUCUUUACCUGUACACGUCCCUCAAAACCAGCCCGAGGCCCAGGUUCAGGUCCAGGCUCAGCCCCAAGGACCCGCGUUGGUCCCGCAACCAGGACCCCAGCCCUCAAACCAGCUCCAGACACAAAGCCAAGUCCCUCGACACAGCACCACACACGCUCUUCCCAGCAAGCGCGCCGCCAGCUCAGAUCGUGGUGGAAGCCGUCCUGCCAAACAACCCGCCCGGGAUGACGAGAUGGCACCCAAUGAUCCCAACGCCAGUAUGAGUGCCAAGCUGACCUAUCAGCGCCGCCUUGCCGACCGCCCCGAGGAAUUGCCGUAUCAAAUUGGCUUACCAAGUCCUCUUGUUGAAGUUCCUACCAAAAUCAGUGCACCUCCCACGGUUUUUAUUUGGGAUCUUGAUGAAACACUUGUUGUCUUCAACGAGCUGACGAAUGGACGAUUUGCCCGAGCUUAUUCCCUGGAUGUCAACACGGGCAAGUACACUGGUCGGGCUCUGGAAAAGCUUGUCUUUCGGGUGCUAGACAACAAGCUCUUUUUCAAAAAACUAGAGAAAAUGAGUGAGUGCAUGUUGGAGAGUCGCCUGCUUCUGCAAGUAUCUAGCCUCAUAAUGGGCUGGCUCGACAGGGCUCGUACGGGUGCUGAUCUUCGCGUCGCACGAUGCUUGCGAGAGUGCAAGGCCAUCUACACCAAGUUUCAAGAGCUUCGUGCACAGCCUACCCAUCGUGCCAUUGCCGAUCUGAAGAAAACAAUUCCGCAAGGCCUUGACCUUCGACAGGGCGAAAAGCUCUAUGCUCUUGAAGAGCCAGAGGGUGGUUGGGUGCUGGCACGUCGCGAGGAUGGCAGCGAACAAGGGUUGGCCCCGACCACUUACCUAGAAGCCAUCAACGGGAUUCAGAAAGCCUUCCAAGAGCUCAAGGUUCUGGACGAAGACGAUGAAUACGAAGCUAUCGACAACAUUUUGGCUGAUGUCAAGUAUGUCUGUUUGCGAGUAGCCGUGAGAACGUACACGGAGGACUGGUGCGAUGUUGCGCGACGUGCGCUAGAGGCAUGUGUGCGCUCUCCAAAGAACAAGCCAGCGUCCACAGUAAGCAAUACCUCGCCCGUUGGUCUCACUAACGCAUCAUCAUCGGCGAGGCAACUCAACAACGCGCUUUGA